Messenger RNA from Brachypodium distachyon (stiff brome), 2785 nucleotides. RefSeq lists its product as uncharacterized. The transcript has 3 exons. Bases 481 to 2496 code for a protein of 671 amino acids. The record is from RefSeq and is a predicted model, not a curated record. Lineage: Eukaryota; Viridiplantae; Streptophyta; Magnoliopsida; Poales; Poaceae.
AAUUGUGCCUCGGUGAAAGCCCUAACCGCACCUUUCCUCUUAAGUCUAAUCGCUCACUUAUAUAUAAUUCCCCUACAAUGCCAAGACUUGCUCAAACCACUCCAAUUUUCUCAUCCAACCACCAAACCAUUUCACCGUCACAUGCCGACGAACUCAAGGGUUCACAAUCAAAUCAAAUCGACUCGAUUCACGAAACCAAAGGAGCAAAGAAACAGAGACAAAUAAUUCCAUCUCUUUACCUUUUCCCCUUUCCCUUCUCCACAGGGUACCCGUACCACUGCUAACUGCUGGAGUACCAGUCGUAUCAAAGCCACGCCACCACUGGGCACCACUGUCUACUAGCUGCUGCUGCGGGUACUGGAUCUCGCGGGAGGGCUCUGCUCGCACGCGUGUCUCCACCGCCCGCCCGCGCUAUCCACGGUAAUGCCACUGGCCUCGCCGCCGUCCUUGCCCGCCCACUGACGCACGCUACCCGCUGCCAUGGCGCGCUCUGGCGGAUGCCCCCGCCGGCCGCCGCCGCAGGCGAUGUCCCCGCCCAGAUCGAAGGAGCCGGGCGCCCAUGCCGCCGCGGCUCGUUCCCCCGCCUCCCGCCCCCGCCCCCGCCGGCGGCUGCGCGUCCAGAGCCCGUCCCUCGCCUCCGCGCGCCGAGCGGCCGCCGCGCCGCCGGCCACCCCGCCGCUCCGGUGGCCCGGGGACGCCGUCCCGCCGCGCGGUGUCGGUGCCGCCGCGUCCGUGAGGAAGAUCGCGGCGGCGCUGUGGCGGGUGCAUCCGCCUCAGGUGCCGCCGCCGCCGCCGCCGCGGGAGUCUGGGGAGGCGCGACGACGGUUCGAGCCUAGCCCGAAGCCUCUGCAUACACCAGAUCGUUGCAAUUACUAUAAAGCUUUCCUUGAAGGCAGGACAGGGAGUAAGCCUAUUGGCAAUGGCAUCAAGCAUGAGGUGGGAGCUUACUCUCCAUCACCUCGAAUUGAAAGAGAAGUGGCAACCAAGUGGGACCGUCGGUGCCUGGACACAUUUAGGGAUGCUGACUAUGAUUCCUUUGACCAUUAUCCAGUGGCUGCUGAUGCAGAAAUUGCUGCACUCAAAGCAGAGCUUAUGCAGGCCCACAACCGGGUUCAUGAGCUUGAAGCUGAGAGUCGGUCUGCGAAGAAGAAGCUUGAUCUCAUGCUAAGGAACCUUUCUGAGGAAAAGGCUUCCUGGAGGAGCAGGGAGCAUGACAAGGUUCGAGACAUCUUUGAUGGUGUCAAAGAGGCUCUGAACCGGGAGAGGAAGAAUCGACAAAGGGUAGAAAUUAUUAAUUCCAAGUUGGCCAGUGAGCUGUCUGAGUUGAAGUCAGCAGCAAAGCGGUACUUACAAGAUUAUGAAAAGGAGAGAAAGGCCAGGGAGCUCAUGGAGGAGGUGUGUGAUGAAUUAGCAAAGGAGAUUGCAGAAGACAAAGCUGAGGUUGAGGCUCUGAAGAGUGAAUCGAUGAAGAUGAGAGAUGAGGUGGAGGAAGAAAGGAAGAUGUUGCAGAUGGCGGAGGUUUGGCGUGAAGAGAGGGUGCAGAUGAAGCUUGUUGAUGCAAAGUUGACACUAGACAGCAAGUACUCACAGCUGAGCGAGUUGCAGUCUGUCAUUGAGGCUUUCCUCAGUUUCCACGGAGGCAAUAGUGUUGAUAAAGAAACAGUAAGAGAUGCAGAAAGGCUCAGGGAAGCAAUUUGCUCCGUGAAGGUUCAUGAUAUUAAGGAGUUCUCUUACAAACCACCACCACCUUCAGAGGACAUUUUCGCUGUAUUUGAGGAACUCAAACAGAGGGAAGAUACUGAUGAGAAGGAAAUUGGGCAGUGUAAUGGAGAUACCCCCGCGAGUCAUGCAACAAAAAUCCAUACAGUGAGUCCUGAAACUGACAUCUUCUUGGAAAAACCAGCAAAGAAAUAUACACAUCAACCCUGUGCCAGAAACGAAGAGGAAGAUGACAGUGGAUGGGAGACUGUUAGCCAUGUUGAUGAGCGGGGCUCAAGCAAUUCGCUAGAUGGAAGUGAACCAUCAGUAAAUGGCUGCGGUGGAGGAAAUGGUGCAUCAGUGAGUGGAACAGACUGCGAUGAUAAUUGUGAAAACUGCAGGUCGAAUAGUGAGACCAGUGAAGUUUGUUCAACAACAGCAGAAAAGUACCGAAAGAAAGGGUCCUCUUUCGCCAGACUAUGGAGAUCAUCAAAUGACAAAAGUCGUAACAGAACAGGAUCAGGGUUAUUGAAUGGUAGGCUCUCAAGCGGCAGGAUGUCGAAUGCCGCUCUUUCACCAGACCUGAAGAGCAGUGGAGUGUGCACGGUUUCACCGAGCGUAGGAGAGUGGAGUCCAGAGUUGGUAAACCCUCAUGUAGUUCGUGCAAUGAAAGGGCGCGUAGAAUGGACCCAAGGUUCACAGAAACGCAACCAGAACAAUCUGAAGUUCAAGCUUUUGGACUCGAGUAUCGACGGCCACAAGGUCCAGCUCCGUCAAGCAUUGAAGCAGAAGAUAUAGCAUGGCACAUUUGCACGUUAUACCCCAAUUCUGAACAUAGAACGAUCUUGCCUGGUUUGAGUGCCUGAUCUGGAAGAGGAAAUCAUUGCAGCAUUGCCCCUCUGAUGGCUGUUAAUCAUUGGCUGUAUCUAAUUGAUGUUCUAAACUUCUAAUAGCCUCUUAGAAAUUUACGGCCUAGUCGUAAUCAGAUGUAAUAGUCGUAUUUUUCCAAUCGAUGCACUAUUUAGUCAUGUUUAUAGUAUCUUAUAAAUUUCUACUUCUGCCCGCUUCUGUUGUUGAAAUUUUUUUA